AUGUCUAUAAUAGCCGUUGACAAUGUUCCCAUCAAGGUCAGCCUAAAGGGUAUUGUAAAAGUGCUUCAGAAGCCUAUACGUGGUCAGUUCGAAGCACUCAAUUUUGGAAAAUCAAAUAAUUCUAAUUUAAUGAAAAUCUGCUACCUUCGUCUUUCUGAAAGAUUGGACCCCGUGCAUGUAGUAGAAAGUAUUAACAAUUUAAAAUUUAAGGGGAAAGGAAAUUUAUUUGCACUCAUCCCCAAGAAAGUGCCUGAUAUACCCUUAGGUAUAUCAUCAAAGUCUAAACGUAAACGUGUUCCUUCUCCAAUGCGCAAAAAGGCUCGUAUUGCUGAGGAAAAUGCUGGUGGAAAGAUUGUUGAUUUUACAACAAAUGAGAUUAUGUCGGAGUUACAAGCUAAAUACCCUGGCCUUGUUGGUUUGAGCGCAAAAUACAACCAUAAAUUGUUGCAGGACAUUGCUAAGGUAAUCCACGGUCGCGUUGAAGUGUUAGUAUCCCGAUCACCUGAGCUCGAGGAGUCCUGCUUCAAGUCGACCGGCGCCUACCGUCGGGCGCACCCUCACUUCGGAGACUUCCAGCUGGUGCUGUCCACUCUCCACGCCAUACAGGACGCGGCUGGCACUCCCAGGCAGCAGUUGCAGGAGAGCGAUAUAACGACGGCUAACUCUACACAACGGGGACAAGAAAUGCCGAUGGAACAUGUGAAGUCUUUGUGUCAGAGAUACAGUGCGAAGAUUUAUACCAAGAUGACUGAACAUGUGAGUGGUUUGGACGCGACAUUACAUCAAAUGGACACUGAGGAGGAGACAGCGAGGAAACAAAUUCGCAUGGAGUUGAAAAAAUUACAACCCUUCUUAAGUCAGAUCGUCAAUGAGGUCGUGAACACACAGUGCUUGCCACAGGAACGAAAAUUGAAUCAAAUAAGGAUAUACGGCGAGCCCUUCCUGCCCAACAAAGAGACGAUGAUGCCGUUCCUGAGCCGCUUCAGGCCCAAACGACCGAUGAGGUCCACGCGCAUGUUCAACAUGCUCAUGCUGAGCGUGCCGUUCGCCGUCUACCCACAGCUCCUGGCUAUGAAUGGCACUGUAUUGAAUGGCGCGAAGCUUUCAAUCGUAUCUUCAGACGCGGUCAGAUCAUCUUCUUGGCAGUUAAAGGCGGAUGGAGAGGAAGAAAGUGACGACGAGAACAUGGACGAGGAACAAGAGAACUGGGAUUAG
This is a messenger RNA of Arctia plantaginis, 1215 nucleotides long. The record is from the annotation of a GenBank genome assembly. NCBI's taxonomy places the organism in Eukaryota, Metazoa, Arthropoda, Insecta, Lepidoptera, Erebidae.